Molecule: messenger RNA, 1559 nt
Organism: Ipomoea nil (Japanese morning glory)
Lineage: Eukaryota; Viridiplantae; Streptophyta; Magnoliopsida; Solanales; Convolvulaceae
Product: F-box/FBD/LRR-repeat protein At1g13570-like
Exons: 5
Coding region: 279-1559 (426 amino acids)
Molecular function (GO): protein binding
Source: RefSeq, a predicted model, not a curated record
AAAACUAAAAUGAAAACCCUAGACUCUAGUUCAAUACUCAGCCUUCGCCCUUCAGCCCUGCGACUCAUCUGUCUCUCUGUCUCUCCACCGCGACUCUCCACUCUCCACUCAGCUCCACCGGCGGCCGGCCUUAGUCUUCUCUGUCUGGCGUCUGCAACUCUGAUUCGUUUCCUUUCGGCUUUCCUAACCCGCAAAGGCCCAGACCAAACAUCAGAGGUCAGGAAUAGAACGAUUUUAGCUUUUGAUUUCGACUGAGGCCUCAGUGUUCUUUCAAUUUAAUGGCUCGACAUCGGAGACUCAAAACCCUACCCGAUGCAAGUAGGGAUUUAAUAAGUGAGCUGCCGGUAGAGGUGAAGGACAGAAUUUUGGAGUGUUUGCCCACCAGAGAGGUCGCCAGAACUGCUCUGCUCUCAAGGCACUGGUAUCAUGUUUGGUUGCAGCAUGGGCGGCUUGUGUUCGAUCAGAAAUUCUUGGAAAGUGUCCAACAGCGCAAAGGUGAUGGGCGGGUUAAGAAAUUCUGGUUGGAUGGUAGAACCUGCCGGAACAUAAUCAAUAAUAUCCUCUUUCGUCGUGUUGGGCCGGUUAAGAAAUUUAUUCUAGAGCUUUCACUUGCUGAUCCUAAGCCGCAACAGUCUGAUUUUGAUAGGUGGUGUCGUUUUCUGUCAAGAAAUGGUGUGGAGGAACUUCACAUAUUUUUAUUUAAUUAUCCACAGCCAGAAUAUCAGCUGCCAUUUUGUUUACUCUCUUGCAGAACAAUUAAGCAACUGAUAGUCCAAGGUCCCUUUAUUGAUUUGCCUGUAGAUGCUUGUGAUAUUUUUUCCAAUGUCACUUCAUUAGCUUUCUUUCAUGUUGAAUUUAAGCGCGGUGUUAAUGGAAUUGCCUCUAGUAUUAGUAUUCCUAAGCUUGAGAAGCUGGCCUUCAAUUUUUGUAGCGGGAUCAAUAAGUUUGAUAUUAGCCCUCCAAAGCUUGAAAUCUUGUCUAUUAUUCAUUCUAUGAAUGAUGUGGUUGACUCGAGAUGGUUGCCACCGCAUUUGAAAACCAUUAAGACUCUUUGGUUGAGUGGCUCUUCGUUGGAGUAUAUGGAUGCAUCUAUGUUUCCAACUGCAAUAAAUCUGCAAGUGAUGAAGCUAUAUGGAUUAAAUUUUUGGUGUCGGAAGCAGCUUGCCGUUGCUAUGCAAUUGCUUAAAAAAUGUUCUAACCUAUGUGAACUGCAUAUUUUGAUGGCCGAGUUCGGUUAUGACAAAGAAGCUGCUUCAAGGCUUUUGGAGGAUCCCGAUAGUUGCUUUGUUAUUCAUGAGCUGAAGAUGCUUAAGACAAUCAAGAUUAAAUCAAACUGUUCCACACUCCAAAUGCUUUUUAUAAGAAUGUUGCUCUCAAAAUCUCCUUUGCUAGAGAGAUUUAUUGUGAAGUUUUGGGGUAUGAAUGCCGCCGAGGUGAGAAAAAUCCAAAGGAAGUUGGAAUGCUUUCCGCGUGCAUCUUCAAACGUGGUCCUUCGCCUAUUGAAUUUUAAACCAAAACGAUCAUCCGUUAGCUUUGGUGUUAAGUGUGUGUUAAAAUGA